Molecule: messenger RNA, 5383 nt
Organism: Lymnaea stagnalis (great pond snail)
Lineage: Eukaryota; Metazoa; Mollusca; Gastropoda; Lymnaeidae
Source: the annotation of a GenBank genome assembly
UUUUGAAAUGUCUCGUCUACUUGUCACUGUGUGUGUGCUCGUCUGUGUGUUGGUCGGGGUGCACGGGAAGCUCAGGUUUAAGAACCACUUAAAGCAGAGCUUGACCAGGGCGGCCAAGUACAUGAAAUCAGGACUGGCCGAAAGGUGAGAUUUAGGACAAAAAUAUUUUUUUUAUUUCGUAACUGCCAGCAAGGUUUCACGGUAAUCGCAAGCAGUUCCAGUGUAGAGAAGUUCGGUUGAUUGAAUUAAAGAAUUUUACCAGCCAUCAGCUUAGUUUAGGUGUGGCUCUCAAUAUUUUGUUCCAGUCACCGCCCCCCCCCCCGAGCAUAAAACACCUCCUUAGCACCCCAACAACCCCCGUUACACAACUUUGGCGAAUAAUUGUUGGUCUGACCCGCAAUAGAAGUGUUUUCUUGACAUACAUGAAACGUAUAGAUUGAUAGAUUCUGUAAUCAUGAACCAUUUCCUAGAAUAUUUCAUUGAAAUGAAAAUGAAACAUUUUGCAUUGAUCAAUCAAGUACAAGUAGGAACAAUAUUGAUCAAAAGCAUGGGAUACUUCAAGUCUCAUUAAACAUCCACUAAAAACAUUUUUUUUCGCAUAAAUCCUUUAUAAAAAGUAAUAGUGAGCCAUUGGAAGGGGAAAAAAAAAGGGGAAGGGGGUGGGUUAGGCUGCUGAAAAUUUGACAAAACAUUUAUACAAGUAACGCACCUUAGAAGAAUUCCAAUUAGCCCCACCCCCUCACCUCCCCCCCACCCCCCGCUUUAAGACUCGCAAAAAAAAUGUCCCGCCCCUGAACUAUAUUAACAUCCUACUGUCCUAUCCGACAUUCUACUGUCCUAUCCGGCAUUCUACUGUCCUAUCCGACAUUCUACUGUCCUAUCCGACAAUCUACUGUCCUAUCCGACAUUCUACUGUCCUAUCCGACAAUUUACUGUCCUAUCCGACAUUCUACUGUCCUAUCCGACAUUCUACUGUCCUAUCCGACAUUCUACUGUCCUAUCCGACAUUCUACUGUCCUAUCCGACAUUCUACUGUCCUAUCCGACAAUCUACUGUCCUAUCCGACAUUCUACUGUCCUAUCCGUUUUUACACAACAGAUUGAUUUCAGCAACGAUUUCAGAAGAAAAAAAAGAAGAAAAUAUGGCGCACCAAUGGCACGUGCAAUAGUUGUCUCUUUAUAAAGAAUCUCAUUUAGCGCAGUUAUCGGGAGUUUCAUUUCGUGAAAUCAGCGUCACCACAAGUGUCGACUGCCCGGGGCCCUCCGGUGGUCUUAAUCCGCCCACGGUGAAUGGCGUUGUCUUACCGGAGCCAGGAAGGUGCAAUGGUUUCAUCUCCCGCCCCCUGACACUGGAAGGGUUUUGGGUUUGGGUUUCACUUAGAUGUCUGCUAGAUAAGCCACGCCGUGUUUGAUGUCUAUGAGAUCAUGACCAGGAGAAGCACGUGUGUCUUCAAAUGUCUCAUCUGUCUUGUCAAAUAAUUCGUUCAAGAAAGACACUUCGCUACGGAGCAGCGAAAAUCUGUUCUUCAUCACCCAAUUUUUUUGGGCUCAAUCUUAUUUGAUCCAGUUUUAUUUGGCCUAGUCUUAUUUGACCCAGUCUUAUUUCACCUAGUCUUAUCAGUCUUAUUUGACCUAGUCUUAUCAGUCUUAUUUGACCUAGUCUUAUUAGUCUUAUUUGACCCAGUCUUAUUUGACCUAGUCUUAUUAGCCUUAAUUGACCCAGUCUUAUUUGACCCAGUCUUAUAUUAUUUGACCCAGUCUUAUCUUACCAAGUCUUAUUAGUCUUAUUUGACCCAGUCUUAUUUGACCCAGUCUUAUUAGUCUUAUUUGACCCAGUCUUAUCUUACCCACACUUAUUUAUAUUAUUUGACCCACUCUUAUUAGUCUUAUUUUACUUAGUCUUAUUUGACCCAGUCCUAUCAGUCUUAUUUGACCCAGUCUUAUUAGUCUUAUUUGACCCUGUCUUAUUAGUCUUAUUUGACCCAGUCUUAUCUGACCCACACUUAUUAAUAUUAUUUGACCCAGUCUUAUUAGUCUUAUUUUACUUAGUCUUAUUUGACCCAGUCCUAUCAGUCUUAUUUGACCCAGUCUUAUUAGUCUUAUUUGACCUAGUCUUAUUUGAACCAGUCUUAAAGAAUUCGGACUUUCAACAUUAAGCCAUGUUUCUUUCAAAUAUAUUGCUGAUUGAAUUCCCCAGCGCCACCUAAAAAUCUCUUAAAUGCCCCAUUCCCCCCCACCCCCAGGCUGUCCAAACAUCAACUGGGUUGUGGCACCGUACACUUUGAGAGCAACUGCUCUGGGUUUAAAAAAAAAUAAAAUGUCAACUGUUGUAUUAGGAGCGAGUUUAGUUUGUUGUCAUCUUUUAACAUCUAACAAAGCAGAAGAUUUGUUCUCAAUGAACUCAAAGGUCGACAGCCCCCCCCCCCACAUUUCCGGUGAGAAUGCAUCAAUGGGUUUGUCGGAUAGCGGUUUAACUGUAUUUGUCCUUUUUUCUCUUUUUUUUUUUUUAAACGGUCACCAGAAAUUUGAUCGAAAGAAAUUUCGUCGACGGAAAAUUGAUCGACGGAUUUUUUAAAAAUUUUUGUGUUUUCAAUUCACACUUAAAAUUUCUGUCCCAUGUCUGUUUGAACACACCACACACACACACACCACACACACCACACACACUACACACACCACACACACACACCACACACACCACACACCGUACUACGUUGUCAAACAUAAUAAGCCGUUCUAAAAAUUUUGAGGCAAAACUUUCAAGUGUGAACUGAAAAAAAAAAAAAAAAAAAAAAUUCGACCAAAUUUCCGUCGCUCAAUUUUUCGUCGACCUAAUUUCUUUCGAUCGAAUUUCCAGAAACGUGUUUUUUUUUUACCACUUGACCAUUCGACUCACUUUGACAGUUCCUAUAGUUGGUUCAAUCUCUUCAUUUCUCCCAUUACGGGUUGACUGCCGCUUGGUGGUGGAAGGCGUGUCCUGUCCUCUCUAGUAAACCCAACUUUCAAAACCAAUUCCUGUGUCCGCUUCACAGACAGGCGGUCGGAUGCACAGCCGACCAGUUUGCAUGUCCGGAGAAAUGUGUCCCGCAAACGUACGUCUGCGACACCGAAAAUGACUGCUCGGGAGGAUACGAUGAAAGCCAGAAUUGCCCGGCCAAUUGUACAGGACCGAAUCAGUUUCAAUGUCCAGUAAGUCAGAUGUUACACAGUAAGUCAGAUGUUACAAUGUUAAUUGUCCGACCAAUUGUAUCGGACCACACCAGUUUCAAUGUCCGGUAAGUCAGAUGUUACAAUGUUAAUUGUCCGACCAAUUUUACCGGACCACACCAGUUUCAAUGUCCAGUAAGUCAGAUGUUACAAUGUUAAUUGUCCGACCAAUUGUACCGGACCACACCAGUUUCAAUGUCCGGUAAGUCAGAUGUUACAAUGUUAAUUGUCCGACCAAUUGUACCGGACCACACCAGUUUCAAUGUCCGGUAAGUCAGAUGUUACAAUGUUAAUUGUCCGACCAAUUGUACCGGACCACACCAGUUUCAAUGUCCGGUAAGUCAGAUGUUACAAUGUUAAUUGUCCGACCAAUUGUACCGGACCACACCAGUUUCAAUGUCCGGUAAGUCAGAUGUUACAAUGUUAAUUGUCCGACCAAUUGUACCGGACCACACCAGUUUCAAUGUCCGGUAAGUCAGAUGUUACAAUGUUAAUUGUCCGACCAAUUGUACCGGACCACACCAGUUUCAAUGUCCGGUAAGUCAGAUGUUAAAAUUUUAAUUGUCCGACUAAUUGUACCGGACCACACCAGUUUCAAUGUCCGUUAAGUCAGAUGUUACAAUGUUAAUUGUCCGACCAAUUGUACCGGACCACACCAGUUUCAAUGUCCGGUAAGUCAGAUGUUAAAAUGUUAAUUGUCCGACUAAUUGUACCGGACCACACCAGUUUCAAUGUCCGGUAAGUCAUAUGUUACAAUGUUAAUUGUCCGACUAAUUGUACCGGACCACACCAGUUUCAAUGUCCGGUAAGUCAGAUGUGUUUAAACGCAUUGAUGUUUUCUUUCCAAUAACAGAAAUGUAACAAUGUAAACUGAUCCCACGCGCUUAUCUACUUGAUCCCCUCCAUCACAUCACCUGAUCCCAUGCGCCAAUCCACCUGAUCCCAUGCGCCAACCCACCUGAUCCCAUGCGCCAACCAAAUGAUCCCACCCAGCGAUCCACUUGAUCCCAUGCGCCAACCCACCUAAUCCCCUCCAUCAACCCACUUGAUCCCAUUCGCAUACAUACCUGAUCCCACACGCCGACCCACCUUAUCCCACUCGCGGAUCCACCUGAUCCCAUUCGUCGACCGAUCUGAUCAAAUUCCCCGACCCAACUGAUCCCAUGCGUCGAUCCAACUGAUCCUUUGCACUAACCCACCUGCUCCCAGGUCCCGACCCAUCAGGAUGUUGUCCCAGACGUAAUUCGCCCACAUCGUAUCGCUUGGGGUCCCCGAUUCUUCCUAGCCGACAUUGCCACCUACCAAGUGUGAGGCUAGACCAUGAUGGUAUUUUUGUAAGAAGGACCAGUCAGUCAAUGUCAUCAUCGUCAUGUGUAUCCCCUUUCCUUACAACUAAAGGCCACCAUCUCCCUUCUCCGUACAACUAAAGGUCACCACUUCCCUUUUCCGUACAACUAAAUGCCACCAUCUCCCUUCUCCGUACAACUAAAGGUCACCACUUCCCUUCUCCGUACAACUAAAUGCCACCAUCUCCCUUCUCCGUACAACUAAAGGUCACCACUUCCCUUCUCCGUACAACUAAAGGCCACCAUCUCCCUUCUCCGUACAACUAAAGGUCACCACUUCCCUUUUCCGUACAACUAAAGGCCACCCUCUCCCAUCUCCGUACAACUAAGGGCCACAUCUCCCUUCUUCGUACAACUAAAGGCCCCCAUCUCCCUUCUCCGCACAACUAAAGGCCACCAUCUCCCUUCUCCGUACAACUAAAGGCCAUCAUCUCCCUUCUCCAUAUAACUAAAGGCCACCAUCUCCCCUCUCCGUACAACCAAAGGCCACUAUCUCCCUUCUCCGUACAACUUAAGGCCACCAUCUCUUUUCUCCAUACAACUAAAGGCACCAAUCUCCCAUUUCCAUACAACUAAAGGCCACCAUCUCCCUACUCCAUACAACUAAAGGCCACCAUCUCCCUACUCUCUACAACUAAACGCCACCAUCUCCCUACUCCAUACAACUAAAGGCCACCAUCUCCCUACUCUCUACAACUAAAGGCCACCAUCUCCCUACUCCCUACAACUAAAGGCCACCAUCUCCCUACUCCCUACAACUAAAGGCCACUAUCUCUUGUAUUGCUACUCCAGGGAGGACGAUGCAUCCCCGUGUUCUACCGAUGUGACGGC